ACAUGGCAGGUCGGUAUGCAACAGCAGCGAUUCAGGUCGCAAUUGGCACCUCGAAGGACCAAGUACCGUAAAGCUCACAAGGGCCGGGUCGCUCUUCCCACCGGCGGUUCGACCAAGGGAACAACGCUUCAACUCGGCUCUUACGGUCUCCGCCUCCUUUCCUCCGUCCGCCUCACGGCUAAACAACUCCAAUCUGCCGAAGUCGCCGUCAAGCGAAAGAUCAAGGCCGUCAAGGGUGCCGAAUGCUGGAUGCGAGUCUUUCCCGACGUGCCCGUCUGUGUCAAGGGAAACGAGACGAGGAUGGGAAAGGGAAAGGGGGCGUUCGAGUAUUGGGCUUGUAGGGUACCCCAUGGGAAAGUCGUGUUCGAGGUCGGAGGUGGUGGGAUCCGGGAAGAGAUCGCUAAAGAGGCUCUUCGACUAGCCUCUGCGAAGCUUCCUGGACCGACCGAGUUCAUCUCCACCUCGACCCCUCCUCGACUGGGUAAC
Molecule: messenger RNA, 486 nt
Organism: Filobasidium floriforme
Lineage: Eukaryota; Fungi; Basidiomycota; Tremellomycetes; Filobasidiales; Filobasidiaceae
Product: ribosomal protein L10e/L16
Exons: 3
Biological process (GO): mitochondrial translation
Cellular component (GO): ribosome; mitochondrial large ribosomal subunit
Molecular function (GO): rRNA binding; structural constituent of ribosome
Source: RefSeq, a predicted model, not a curated record